AUGCCGCAGUGCACCAAAGAGCCCGGAAAGGAGUUUCACGAAACAAAACCGGGGUUCAAGGGCGGACGCGGAGGAGUGCUGCAGGAUUCCAAGCAGACGCCCAGCAUGCCUAGAAAGCGAGGUGACUUACCAAACUCACACACGGUCCUAGUAGCGUGCCCUAGCACAGCAGCCGCGCUCGCCCCCCUGGGUCCCCGGCACAGCUCCGACCACCGCCACCCACACCGCUCUGCUCGCUCAGGCAUUGGGGCCGAGGGGUCCAGACGGUCCCACCGGCUGGGGUAUCGGCCCAGCCCGCCACGUCUGGAGCGGUCCAGGCGGCCGCUCCCGCCGCGGGGGUGGAGACAAGCCGAGGAGCCGGGCUGUACCCGAGGGCACCCACUCCAAGGGAAGGUUGAGCCCGCCGCCCGCCACUCCGGAGCAGACCUGGUCCCGAGCCGCGGCAGCGCGCGCGGCAGGAAGUCCCGCCCCCGUGCUACGUCAUCGGCACUGCGCACCGCCCCAGGGCCCGAGCCGUUGGUGAGGAAAGCGGGCGACGGUUGCGCGGGCAGCCGCUGCUACUGUGGGAAAAGUGCGGACGCCACUCUGGGACGUCCCUGUGGGCCGCACCAAAGCCCGCGAGCCCGGGAAACCGCAGGUCUCGCCUCACGCCCGACUCCCCGUGGGUUGAGGGACUCCCUGCCCUUGUCCCGCCCAGGUUACACUUCCUUCUCUGAGAGCUUGGACGGUGCUCUUAGCCGCCACCUCUAUCACUGCCCGCCUGUCAUCAUGCCUGCUGGGCGGGUUUUCGGGCUCUGGCACCCAGUCAGCCUGCAAGUACGGAGUCGCCUCAGCUUGCCAACAGGGAAGUCAGAGGACUCUGCCUACUGUUGGUUACUUCACAGCACCUCUACUUUCAAAGAACAUCUUCCUGAGAAUAAACAUGAAGAGUACUGUGACUGUAAAACAUCAUAUUGACAGAGAGUUCAAAGGAAUACUGGAUACAGAAUAAGAAAAUUUGGGAGAUUAAAACUCAGAAGUUGAGCUUCAGCCCGGAAAACAAGAUGAGGGAUCUUUCCAGCCUGCACCAAUGUUCACAUUUCUGAUUGAAUUACAAGGUUUUUCUUGUUUCAAACUCAGAAGCCCUUUGGAAACUUUGGGGGAAAUCUCACCACAUCCUUUAAAUCUUGCUUAUGGUUAGCGGGGUAGAUACACUAGAACUCAGGGAAGUAUCUCAGCCUCCAGUAUCCGUAGCCUUGCCAUAAAUCUACCUAAGGUCUCCUGCCCCGGCCUUGCUGUCUAUCAGUGUGGUGUGUGUUCACAGUUUUACUUUCCCAGCUAGCCAUCUUUUCCUGGAUGGUCUUAAACUAUUUGCUGAGUUUGGGGGUUUUUUGUUUUGUCUGAUUGGAUUUUGUUUGUUUUGUUUAUUUUGCAGAGCGUUUUCAGACUUUUCUGUUAGGUGAAUUUUACAUUACCAUUAAGAAAUGGUUUCCAAGUUGUACAUUGCCCAGUAACUGCCUCUCACUAUUGUAGUUUUGAUGGUACUUUUGGUAUUAUUUUAAUUUUGGGUCUUGAUCUUUGGACAUGAAGCACACCAUUAUUAGUUUCUGCUGGAGAUAUUUAUGUGUGUGGUGUGUACACUUGAUCACAUGUAUGUCUGCACAGCUGUGCACAUGGGUGUAGAGGACAGAGGUUGGCUUGGGGUGUUUUCCUCCAUCACUUUUUGCCCUUAGUUUUUGACCCAGGGUUUCUCACUGAACCUGUAAUUCAUCAGCUCAGACAGGCUGGCUGCCAGUGAGUUUCCCAGACUGCCUGUCUCUGCUGUCUCAGGCCUGAGGUUAUCCGCCAUAUUGGAUAAGCACUUUACUAGCUGAGUCGUCUACUCCACCCUGUGGAAACAGUGUUGCUAGAGGAUUCUUAUUUGGGUCUUUCUUCUUCUUCUUCAUCUACUUUAUCUUCUUCUUAAGUAUCCUUUCCUGGCAUUUGUUACAUCACAAGCUUUUGUAUCUGUAUUUCUUGACUCCUUCAUGGUUAUUUCAGACCAACUUUCCCUUUUUGUCAUCCUAGCAGGGACUCUUAAACCAUCAUGUAUGGGAAGCUGCUCCUCCAUGACCUCUAUGGGCCUCUCCUCUUGAGAAAGUACUUUAUUAAGGCAAACUACAGCUCCUGUCACUCAACUGGUUUCAGGGCUGCAAGUGCUACUUAUCAUUCUCCUCCACAGUCAAUGGCAAGUUCUAAUUCCCUUCGGUUGUUUCUUCCAUAAGCCUAAGGGCUUAGCUUGUAUGACCCAAAUCCUCAUUCCUGAUUUUUAAAAAAAUGUAAUUGGUAAUUAUUUACACCUCACUGGAAUUGCUGCACCUGUCCUUCCCCAGUUACAAUUUGUAAUCAAAACGUUCCCAAAUCAAUCACCUAUAUGUGUCCCUACCUGGCAUCAUUUUGGUUUCCUAUUGCUCUAGCUCAGUUACCACUGCCAAGAUGGGAAAUCCUUGCCUGCUCACACCUGGAUCCAGAGUGCAAAAUGUCCACAUAGUACUCUAACUUAGAGUCUAAUGGGACUCUCACUGUGUCUCCUGGCAGAAAUGCAUGCCAUUCGGAAGCCAGGACUUUUAUACCUUCAAUGUGGGGACAGGAAAGUGUCCCCUGACAAGUCAGUAGGACUGGGGUUGAGUGGGGUUGUUUCUGCUUUCUCUGUUUUGUUCUUGGAGCCAUGUGUUUGUUCUCAGCAGGACAGUAAUUGAAGUCAGUGUGCGUACUGCUUCCUAAAGGAUGGCACUUAACCCUCAUGAACUCCCGCUUCUGAACUGGCACUUCCGUUAUCCCAUAGUACAGUGAGAGCAGAUGCUAGGGUUAGACAGCCAGGUCAGAAACACCGAGGAAGGUAAAUAAGAAGGCUUGCACCUGGCUGUGAAAUAGCCAGCCUGACCAGGUAAGAGAAGAGGCAGAACACUGGG
Messenger RNA from Rattus rattus (black rat), 2930 nucleotides. RefSeq lists its product as uncharacterized. NCBI's taxonomy places the organism in Eukaryota, Metazoa, Chordata, Mammalia, Rodentia, Muridae. The transcript is spliced from 5 exons. The coding region runs from base 1 to 957 and encodes 318 amino acids. The record is from RefSeq and is a predicted model, not a curated record.